This is a messenger RNA of Lonchura striata (white-rumped munia), 1600 nucleotides long. It is a transcript of the gene FNTB, whose product is annotated as farnesyltransferase, CAAX box, subunit beta. Gene Ontology annotation, biological process: protein farnesylation. Gene Ontology annotation, molecular function: protein farnesyltransferase activity. NCBI's taxonomy places the organism in Eukaryota, Metazoa, Chordata, Aves, Passeriformes, Estrildidae. The record is from RefSeq and is a predicted model, not a curated record. Gene Ontology annotation, cellular component: protein farnesyltransferase complex.
CCGCUGCCCCCGCGGCCGCAGCAUGGCGGGAGCGGCCCCCGGCUCCGCCGGGCGGCGGCGGCUGCGGGACGAUGGGCUGCGCACCUGCACCUCCGCCGAGCAGUCCAAGGUGGAGGACAUCGUGCAGGAGGUCUAUGAUGCCUACAAGACAAAUCAUCACUCCUCACAGUACGUCCUGCAGCGGGAGAAGCACUUCCAUUACCUGAAGAGAGGUCUUCGGCAGCUCACUGAAGCCUACGAGUGUCUGGAUGCCAGCCGCCCCUGGCUCUGCUACUGGAUCCUGCACAGCCUGGAGCUGCUGGAUGAGCCCAUUCCCGAUUCGAUGGCCUCUGAUGUCUGCCAAUUCCUGAGGCGGUGCCAGAGCCCCCAGGGUGGAUUUGGGGGGGGUCCCGGCCAACACCCCCACCUCGCCCCCACCUACGCCGCCGUCAACGCGCUCUGCAUCAUCGGCACCGAGGAGGCCUUCGGCGUCAUCGACAGGAAGAAGCUCUUGGAAUACCUGCACUCGUUGAAGCAGCCGGAUGGCUCCUUCCUCAUGCACGUGGGUGGAGAGGUGGAUGUCAGGAGCGCCUACUGCGCCGCCUCAGUGGCCUCGCUGACCAACAUCCUGACGCCCACACUCUUCGCUGGCACGGCCGAGUGGAUUGCCAGGUGCCAGAACUGGGAGGGUGGGAUUGGCGGCGUGCCGGGCAUGGAGGCGCAUGGCGGCUACACUUUCUGCGGCGUGGCCGCGCUGGUCAUCCUCAAGCAGGAACAUCUGCUGAACCUCCGGAGCCUGCUGCACUGGGUGACCGGGCGGCAGAUGCGCUUCGAGGGCGGAUUCCAGGGCCGCUGCAACAAGCUGGUGGAUGGGUGCUACUCCUUUUGGCAAGCCGGGCUCCUGCCCCUGCUCCAUCGGGCACUCCAUGCCAGGGGCGAUCCAGCGCUGAGCAUGGCACACUGGAUGUUUGACCAGCUGGCACUGCAGGAAUACAUUCUCCUGUGCUGCCAGUGCCCAGCUGGCGGGCUGCUGGAUAAGCCAGGAAAAUCCCGGGAUUUUUAUCACACCUGCUACUGCCUGAGUGGGUUGGCCAUUGCACAGCACUUUGGAAGUGGAGACCUCCACAAUGAGGUGGUCCUGGGUAUCCCUGAGAAUUGCCUGCAGGCCACACACCCCGUCUACAACAUUGCCCCGGAGAAGGUGGCGAGGGCGGUGAUGCACUUCCUGCAGUAUCCUGUGCCCAGCCUGGAUCCAGCAUCCGCUGCCGAGUAGGGGGGUUCUGCUGCUGGCUCGGGGUGCCGAGCCCCGGGAGCGAGCGGCACAGCCCAUCCCCGCGGCGCCUGGCCAGGCAGAGCACGGUGCUCAGGGUGCUAGCAAUACCAAAAUCCAGCCUGCUCCAGGCCUGGUGUCCUGCUGCCAUCCUGGCCAGAGCCACGGUGGGACACGGGCUCUGGCAGAGCUUUUUGGCAUCAAUAAACCAGAAGUCACACCCGCCGUGUGCUGGUGGCCCCGGGGAUGCGGGGCAGGAGGUGAUGCCAUGUCUGGAUGUGGUGGCACCAACUUCCCCCAUUCCAAGAACACAUGGUAACCACAGGGAAGGAUAAAAUAAGUGGAAUUUUG